Messenger RNA from Rhipicephalus sanguineus (brown dog tick), 640 nucleotides. RefSeq names its product store-operated calcium entry-associated regulatory factor-like. Bases 227 to 640 code for a protein of 137 amino acids. The record is from RefSeq and is a predicted model, not a curated record. Gene Ontology annotation, biological process: regulation of store-operated calcium entry. NCBI's taxonomy places the organism in Eukaryota, Metazoa, Arthropoda, Arachnida, Ixodida, Ixodidae. The transcript is spliced from 4 exons. Gene Ontology annotation, cellular component: endoplasmic reticulum membrane.
UUCUUUUUCAUCUGUGCGGCGAUGGACAGCAGAAGACGACGAAAAGCUGAAUGGAGCCUGGUGCGCUGACGUUGCUGGCCAACUUCGAUUCCGGUUCGAUAACAUAGACGCAGAUCGCCGAUUAACUCAAUAUUAAACAGGAUUUGAUAGCUCAUCCGACGUCUCUAAGCCCCAAGGAUACGCCGAGUUUGAAGGAUAUAAAGCUGCCAUCCCGUCUUCUGCCAAGAUGUCCUACACGCUCAUCCUCGCCGUUGUCCUUUGCCUGUGCACGCAUUUCCCCAGCGUUUUGUCAGGUGACAAGGUGAAGCUGACAGACGUGCAGCUUCUCACCUUCCGGCAGGGACUGAACACAACUGCCCGUCGCUCCCAUUCAGUGCCGCAGCUGAACUGCCGCGGCGGCAGCGCGGGUUGCCAGCAUCCGCCUGCGAUCGUCGAGUGCCACAACCGGGGAACCGACGGCCGGGACAUAGAGUGGGAAUGCCAUGCGAAUAUGAACGAAUCGCAGAAAUUAGGCAUGAUUCAAGUUAAAUGUGAAGGAUACGAUAACCUGCAAGACGAAUACGUCCUGGAGGGAUCCUGUAGCCUAGACUACACCCUGGAGAAAACAGUAUGUGAGGGCUGCUCAAAGGACGACGCGUAA